AUGGGCGGAUUUUUUAUUUAUUUUUAUAAUUGCUGGUUGUGGAAAAAUGUCUUCAGUGCCUGAUGGCAAGAAAUUGGUUCGAAGCCCAAGUGGACUUCGAAUGGUCCCGGAGAAUGGAGCGUUUAACAGCCCUUUUUCGUUAGAUGAACCUCAGUGGGUCCCGGACAAAGAGUGCCCAAGCUGUAUGCAGUGCACCAACAAAUUUGACUUCCUUACAAGAAAGCACCACUGCCGGCGGUGUGGCCGGUGUUUCUGUGAUAAGUGCUGCAGUAAGAAGGUGACUCUUCCCCGGAUGUGCUUCGUUGACCCGGUCCGGCAGUGUGGAGAGUGCAGCCGGGUCUCCCAGAAGGAAAUGGAGUUCUAUGACAAACAGCUUAAAGUGCUUAUGGGAGGUGGUACAUUUAUUGUCACUUUGGGCACCUCCGAGAAGUCUGAGACCAUGACGUGUCGUCUCUCCAACAACCACAGGUACCUCUUCUUAGAUGGGGAGAGCCAUUUUGAGGUGGAGCUGUCUCGGAUCUCCAGUAUGCAGGUGUUGACAGAGGAGUCCACCCCCGAAGAGAAUGACAUUCACACUUACACCAGUCUGCUGGACAGUCAGUCUUUCUCUGAAGGUGGAAACUGCAGGGCCAGUGGCAUGUUGCUCCACUACAAACCAAUGGGCUCUCAGGACCCCAAGCAGCUACGCAUGGAGGCAGCAGAGGACAAGAAAACUGCCUCCUCAUGGCUUGCUGCCAUGCACAAGGUACACCACCAUAACAGUCUGGCUUGUUUUUUAAUAGGAAUGUUAUAUUUGACUUAAAAUGUUACUGGACUGAAUGGUGUGAUAUCCAAGCUUCAGACCCACCAUUGCGUACUGUGUGUGUAUAUGGCUGAAAUAGUUAUUUUGUAUAGCUCUGCCUGUACUACAUCUGUUCCCUAACAGGGUGCCAAACUGCUGUAUGAAGCUCGGGACCAGUGACUGGGUUAAAUACGGAAGACACAUUUCAGUUGAAUGUAAUCAGUUGUACAACUGACUAGGUAUCCCCCUUUUCCCUUUCAUUGCUAAGAUGACUAGAGAGUGAGAUGGCACAGACCAAGUGUUUUCUUUCCUACCCUUAAGUCUCUCAUUCUCUAAAUGUAGACAGCAGAUUUUAGCUACACUUCACUUGAACUAUUUGGCCAAUAACCCAUUCUAAUACUGCCAUCUAUGUAAUGCUAUAAUAGACAUAAGACACUUGGCAUAACCCUUUCCCUUCACCACCAUUAAUGUGACAAAUUACCUUAAAAGCAUCAUGUAGGGUCUGUGACACAUAGUUCAAGUGAAGUUUCUUUAUAUAUUCUGUCUAUGCUCUGCUUUCAGUGCUGACAGAUUAUUCACUGAUUCUAGUGAAAUACACUACCGGUCAAAAGUUUUAGAACACCUACUCAUUCAAGUGUUUUUCUUUAUUUUACUGUUUUCUACAUUGUAGAAUAAUAGUGAAGACAAACUAUGAAGUAACACCUAUGGAAUCAUGUAGUAACCAAAAAAGUGUUAAACAAAUCAAAAUGUAUAUGAGAUUCUUCAAAUAGCCACCCCCUUUGCCUUGACGGCUUUGCACACUCUUGGCAUUCUCUUAACCAGCUUCACCUGGAAUGCUUUUCCAACAGUCUUGAAGGAGUUCCUACAUAUGCUGAUUUGGUUGAGAUCGGGAAAUUGUGGAGGCCAGGUCAUCUGAUGCAGCACUCCAUCACUCUCCUUCUUGAUAAAAUAUCCCUUACACAGCCUGGAGGUGUGUUGGGUCAUUGUCCUGUUGAAAAACAAAUGAUAAUCCCACUAAGCCCAAACCAGAAGGGAUGGCGUAUCGCUGCAGCAUGCUGUGGUAGCAAUGCUGGUUAAGUGUGCCUUGAAUUCUAAAUAAAUCAGACAGUGUCACCACCACACCAUAACACCACCUCCUCCAUGUUUUACGGUGGGAAAUACAUAUGCGGUGUGGGUAAACGGAUUAUCUCCGCAUCUCAGACAUGACGGUUUGAACCAAUUUGAACUCCAGACCAAAGGACAAAUUUCCACUGGUCUAAUGUCCAUUGCUCGUUUCUUGGCUCAAGCAAGUCUUUUCUUCUUAUUGGUAUGAGUUUCUUGGCAGCAAUUUAACCAUGAAGGCCUGUUUCACACAGUCUCCUCUGAAGAGUUGAUGUUGAGAUGUGUCUGUUACUUGAACUCUGAAGCAUUUAUUUGGGCUGCCAUUUCUGAAGCUGGUAACUCUAACUCUACCUCUGCAGCAGAGAUAACUUUGGGUCUUCCAUUCCUGUGGCGGUCCUCAUGCGAGCCAGUUUCAUCAUAGCGCUUGAUGGUUUUUGUGAAUGCACUUGAAGAAACUUUUUGAAUUUUUUAAAGUAAUGAUGGACUGUAGUUUCUCUAAGCUUAUUUGAGCUGUUCUUGCCAUAAUAUGGACUUGGUCUUUUACCAAAUAGGGCUACCUUCUGUAUACCCCACCACCUUGUCAAAACAACUGAUUGGCUCAAACGCAUUAACAAGGAAAGAAAUUCCACAAAUUAACUUAACAAGGCACACUUGUUAAUUGAAAUGCAUUCCAGGUGACUACCUCAUAAAGCUGGUUGAGAGAAUGCCAAGAGUUUGCAAAGCUGUCAUCAAGGCAAAGGGUUGCUAUAUUUCAAAUAUAAAAUGUUUUGAUUUAUUUAACACUUUUGGGGUUAUUUCAUUAUUUCAUAGUUGAUGUCUUCACUAUUAUUCUACAAUGUAGAAAAGUCAAAAUAAAGAAACUGAACGAGUAGGUGUUUUAAAACUUUUGACCAGUAGUGUAUAUGUAUGUAUACACAGUUUAUGAAAUGCUUUAAAUUUAAUCCCAUGCAUUGGAUUUUUGUAUAAACUAUUUUGUUAAAUAUUCCUAUUUUAACACAUGCUGUGUAUGUACUUUUUACUGCUAAAGUAUUUAUAGUUUUUGUAGCACUUGUAUACUUUGUUUUUUUCUUACAAGAUGACUUAAACAUUUUGUUCUCAUGUUGGCUGGCUUUGCUUAUAAAUGAAUUGCACAACCUCAACAAACUAGCCCUUUAAUAUAAGGGUAAACUAAAGUGUGAAGCAACACUUUUACUCUUCAGUUUUGUUUGCUUAUAUCCAACUUAUUAUGCUUCAAAUACCAAACAAAAUACUUAAUAAGAGGUUUUCAUUUUUGACCAAAUUUAGAAAGUUAGUGGUAUUCUAUGGUUUUACCAUUUUGGAUAAAAUGACAAAAAUUUGACAUGAGUACUGCUCACAUAAGAAGGCUACACUCUUUAAUCAAUUGUAUUAAUUUGGUAAGAGGCAUGUUGAAAUGGUGUUUGCUGGAUGUGUUUGAGGCAUUGUGUGUCAAGAAAUGGCAUUAAUAUGGUAAUUCACGUUAAGGUGACUACGUCACUUUUGUAGUCUUUGCUUAGUUCACAAGGAUGUUCUCUAGGAUGCAUUUAUUAUUUGAAAUUGUGUAAUCUUUUAUACAUCCUUGCCCUAUGGUUCCCGAAGUGAUCUACAGUCCUAUUUUAAUGCCCUGAUGCUGGACAUGGAAUCUGUUGCUGCAUGAUGCAGCAGUAUUUGAGAUGGCUAGACUCAAUUCUUUCUGUUCUCUACAUUGUGUUCAUUCAAGUUGAAAUUGGAAGUUUUGCACUAAAUGGCAUUGUCAAAUUGAUACAUUCAGAAGUUAAGACGUACCACUGCACUUUAUGGUCUCCCUUUUUACAAUCACUGACCUAAUAGUAAUUAUAUUACAGUUUCUAAUUGUGUGUCAAUGUUCUCUUAUUGUUAACUCAAUAAAUGAAAGUGUUUGUAAAGGUA
Molecule: messenger RNA, 3787 nt
Organism: Oncorhynchus nerka (sockeye salmon)
Lineage: Eukaryota; Metazoa; Chordata; Actinopteri; Salmoniformes; Salmonidae
Product: zinc finger FYVE domain-containing protein 21
Exons: 7
Coding region: 47-802 (251 amino acids)
Molecular function (GO): metal ion binding
Source: RefSeq, a predicted model, not a curated record